AUGGCUUCUCGAUUGGCCAGCGUCCGAGGUCUCGCCCUCUCGUCGACAUCAUCGGUGACUCUGGGUGCCCGUGUAGGACGCUCGGCUGCUGCCGCUUCUGCUGUCGCCCGCGCACCCGUCGUCUCGCUGGUGAGCCGUCGUCAUGUCCACGACGAGGCUGGUGGCAGCACGCCCGACCCUAGGGUCAAGGUGUACUGCGACGAGAUGCGUGAUAUCCUCUUCAAGAACACUCCGCCCUGGGUCGACUUCCACACCAGGCACAUCGGCCCCCGCGACAGCGACGUGGAGGAGAUGCUCCGCGUCGUCGGUGCCGGCAGCGGGCUCGACGACCUCGUGGCCCAGGUGGUCCCCAAGGACGUCAUCCAGCCCCCCACCGAGCGCAUCGCCAGGGAGUCGUUCAUGAGCGAGGAGCGUCUGCUGCCCGCUUUCACCUACCUGGUCGAGAAGAACAAGAAGAUGGACUGGAUGAUUGGCCAGGGCUACUACCCCGUCCACACGCCCGCCGUCAUCAAGCGCAACAUCCUCGAGAGCCCGGCCUGGUACACCAGCUACACGCCCUACCAGGCCGAGAUCAGCCAGGGUCGUCUGCAGUCGCUGCUCAACUACCAGACCAUGGUCUCCGACCUGACCGGCCUGCCCGUCGCCAACGCCAGUCUGCUCGACGAGGGCACCGCCGGUGCCGAGGCCAUGCUCAUGUCCUACAACACCUUGCCCGGCUCGCGCCAGAAGAGGAAGGACAAGACGUAUAUUGUCUCCGACAAGGUCAACCCCACCACCGUUGGCGUCCUCGAGCACCGCGCCCAGGGCUUCGGCAUCACCGUCAAGCAGAUGGACCUGUCCUCCCCCGACGCCCCCGGCAAGCUCAAGGAGCUCGGUCAGGACCUCGUCGGUGCCAUGGUCCAGUACCCCGACACCGACGGCAACGUCGACAACUUCCGCCCAAUCGCCGACGCCGUCCACGAGCUCGGCGCCCAGCUCAGCGCCGCCACCGACCUGUCGGCCCUGACCAUCCUCACCCCGCCCGGCGAGUGGGGCGCCGACAUCGCCUUUGGCAACUCGCAGCGGUUCGGUGUCCCCCUCGGUGGUGGCGGCCCCCACGCCGCCUUCUUCGCCACCAAGGAGGCCAACAAGCGCAGGAUCCCCGGUCGCCUGGUCGGCGUCACCAAGGACCGUCUGGGCCGCCCCGCCCUCCGUCUGGCCCUCCAGACGCGUGAGCAGCACAUCCGCCGCGAGAAGGCCACCAGCAACGUCUGCACCGCCCAGGCGCUCCUGGCCAACAUGGCCGCCAUGUACGCCAUCUACCACGGCCCCGCCCAGCUCCGCGCCAAGGCCCUCGAGAACCUCCGCGGCGCCCGCAUGAUCCAGAAGGCUGCCCUGUACUUUGGAUACAAGGCUCCCGGAUCGCCCCUGCAGCCCGAAGGCCUCGUCCUGUCCGAUACCGUCACCCUCCAGGGUCUCGACGAGGCCCGCCGCCUGGCCCUCCUCAGCGACCUGAACUCGAGGGGCGUGGGCGUCAACUCCACAGAGAGGGGGACCAUCUCCUUCUCCGUGUCGGAGAACCUGACCCCCGCCCUGUACAGGCGCAUCGUCGGCUCCCUCCGGGCCCACGCCCCCAAGAACGAGAGCGCCUACUACCUGCAGACGGCCAAGAACUUCUGGCAGGAGGGCUACGCGCAGACGUCCGACGAGCUCCGCCGCUCCAUCCCCGCCGAGGUCAAGCGCGAGUCCGAAUACCUGACGCACCCGGUCUUCAACACGUAUCACAGCGAGACGGAGAUGCUCCGCUACAUCCACCACCUGCAGUCCAAGGACCUGUCGCAGGUGCACUCGAUGAUCCCGCUCGGCUCGUGCACCAUGAAGCUCAACGGCACCAGCCAGCUGGAGCUCAUCACGGUCGACAAGAACGCCAACAUGCACCCCCUGGCCGGCGACGCCUUCACCGAGGGCUACGCCGACGUCAUCGCCUCUCUGUGCCAGCAGCUGUCGAGCCUCACCGGCAUGGACGCCACGUCGAUCCAGCCCAACUCCGGCGCCCAGGGCGAGUACGCCGGACUGCGCGUCAUCCGCAAGUACCACGAGACGCGGGGCGACACGCAGCGCGACAUCUGCCUGAUCCCCGUCUCGGCCCACGGCACCAACCCCGCCUCGGCCGCCAUGGCCGGCAUGCGCACCGUCCCCAUCAAGUGCAUCGCCGACACGGGCAACCUCGACAUCGAGGACCUCAAAGAGAAGUGCGCCAAGUACGCCGACCAGCUGGGCGCCAUCAUGAUCACCUACCCGUCGACCUACGGCAUCUUCGAGCCGGGCGUGCGCGAAGUAUGCGACAUCGUCCACCAGCACGGCGGCCAGGUCUACAUGGACGGCGCCAACAUGAACGCGCAGAUCGGCCUCACCUCGCCCGGCGGCCUGGGCGCCGACGUCUGCCACCUGAACCUGCACAAGACGUUCUGCAUCCCCCACGGCGGCGGCGGCCCGGGCGUCGGCCCCAUCGCGGUCAAGAGCCAUCUCCAGCCGAUGCUGCAGGAGGCGACGCGGUACGUGACGAGCGCUAAGUUCGGCAGCGCCAGCAUCCUGCCCAUCAGCUGGGCGUACAUCCGCCUGAUGCGCGACGAGGGGCUCCUCAAGGCCACCAAGACGGCGCUCCUCAACGCCAACUACCUCCUCGCCCGCCUCAAGGACCACUACACGGUGGCCUACACCAACGCCCAGGGUCGGUGCGCCCACGAGUUCAUCAUCGACGCCCGGCCCUUUGGCAAGACGGCCGGCAUCGAGGUGGCUGACAUCGCCAAGCGACUCCAGGACUACGGCUUCCACUCGCCCACCAUGAGCUGGCCCGUCCCGGGCACGCUGAUGAUCGAGCCCACCGAGUCUGAGAGCAAGGAGGAGCUCGACCGCUUCGCCGACGCCCUCAUCAGCAUCCGCCAAGAGAUCCGCGAGAUUGAGGAGGGCAAGCAGCCCCGCGAGGGCAACGUCCUCAAGAUGGCGCCCCACCCGCAGAUUGAUCUCAUCCGCGGCGACGGCGAGGGCAAGUGGGACCGUCCUUACUCUCGUGAGAAGGCGGCCUACCCGCUCCCGUACCUGAUCGAGAAGAAGUUUUGGCCUACGGUUGGACGUGCGGAUGAUACCUACGGUGACACUAACCUUUUCUGCACGUGCCCUCCCGUCGAGGACACUACAUAA
Geosmithia morbida is the source of this 3180-nucleotide messenger RNA. Its product is annotated as glycine dehydrogenase. Gene Ontology annotation, biological process: glycine decarboxylation via glycine cleavage system. The transcript has 2 exons. The record is from RefSeq and is a predicted model, not a curated record. Gene Ontology annotation, cellular component: mitochondrion; glycine cleavage complex. Bases 1 to 3180 code for a protein of 1059 amino acids. NCBI's taxonomy places the organism in Eukaryota, Fungi, Ascomycota, Sordariomycetes, Hypocreales, Bionectriaceae. Gene Ontology annotation, molecular function: glycine binding; pyridoxal phosphate binding; glycine dehydrogenase (decarboxylating) activity.